AGCGAGAAGAAUGGCUUAGCUAAAACCGGCGAAUUCAUCUGACUGUAUCAGGGAAAAAAUGACUGGGAGAAACCAAUACAAUGCCUUCCAGUCAGCUACGACGAUGCAGCCUGCAACUGGGGGUCACACUUAUAUCUUCGGAAACAAUUCUGAGACGGAGUGCUCUGAGGAGGAUAGCGAGAGCUACGAGCUCCGCUCCAGAGGCAGGGAGAGGCUCCGGCGCAGUACCUCCAGAGAGCGAAAGGAUGACGUUGUCUACGUGAUGCGGGAUGUUAUGGAGGGAGACACAUUGAUUAGCAUUUCACUUCAGUAUUUCUGCUCUGUUGCUGAUCUAAAGAGGGCCAACAAUCUCCUGACAGAGCAGGACUUCUUCGCCUUGAGGUCCAUCAAAAUCCCUGUGAAGAAGUUUAGCUUGUUCACGGAAACACACAGCACGGCCCCCCACAAAACGAGCUCGCCUAGCGGCGUUCGCAGAGUCCUGGAGAUCCCGCCGAGUGCAGGUGACACGGACUCCGCUCCCUCUUCUUCCUCCUCAACUGACAGCGUGGAGUGCUUCCUGCAGGAGAAGGACAAGGAUAUUGAGCUUCUGGUCAAAUACUCCAACCCGUCCAGAAGCAGUCUGAGCGAGGUGGUGUCCUCGCUGAACUCCCAGCAGCCUGUUCAGGGCGAAGCAGAGCGCAGGUCAACAGCAAGGAAGGACCCAUACUACGGCGCGGACUGGGGUAUGAGGUGGUGGACUGCGGUAGCCAUUAUGCUCGUGGUAGGCAUUGUCACGCCGGUGUUCUACCUGCUGUACUAUGAGGUGCUGAUGAAAGCGGACGUUAGCCACCACACUACUACGGAGUCCAUCAGGUCCGAGCCUACACUCUCAAACCUUGGUGUUGCGCCUGGUCUGCCAGCAGCUAAGGCUGUUGCUCACCAAGAUUCCCUCAUACAUCCAGCUGUUGAACAUCCAGCAUCUGUGCUGGGACAGAAACAGAAGACAUAGAGAGGGAUGACAUGGACCGGUGUAUUAGUUUGGGGAUUUUUCUACAGACUUGCAAACAAAACCACUUUCCUAGUGAUAAAUGUUUGACCUUAAAAGGACAUGUUUGAUAUUUUUGAACCACUUCACUAUGGACGAUGUAUUGAUUUCGUGAACAAGUGCUUGAUGUGCGCUACUUGCAGAUAUAAAAGCAAAAAUGACUUGUGUCAGCCUCUGGAGAAGAUUAAAAGUGUAUCCUCAGUGAAAUAUAUGGAGGCACAGUAAA
Molecule: messenger RNA, 1250 nt
Organism: Ictalurus punctatus (channel catfish)
Lineage: Eukaryota; Metazoa; Chordata; Actinopteri; Siluriformes; Ictaluridae
Gene: lysmd3
Product: LysM, putative peptidoglycan-binding, domain containing 3
Biological process (GO): Golgi organization
Cellular component (GO): Golgi apparatus
Source: RefSeq, marked provisional